Messenger RNA from Cryptococcus wingfieldii CBS 7118, 2025 nucleotides. Its product is annotated as cell cycle checkpoint protein. Bases 1 to 2025 code for a protein of 674 amino acids. Gene Ontology annotation, biological process: mitotic DNA replication checkpoint signaling; DNA damage checkpoint signaling; DNA repair. Gene Ontology annotation, molecular function: chromatin binding. Lineage: Eukaryota; Fungi; Basidiomycota; Tremellomycetes; Tremellales; Cryptococcaceae. The transcript is spliced from 10 exons. The record is from RefSeq and is a predicted model, not a curated record.
AUGGCCACCAUCAGCUCACACAGCGUAGAUGUCGACGUCGUUGAGGAAGGCGUCAGUGGGACCUCUCAAAUGUGGACCGAACUCUAUUGCCCUACUGCCGAGUCGGAUCUGGCUCCUGGAAAAGCACGGGUACAGAAGAUCAAAGGUUGGUUACACGAAGCUCUGUUUGGGUAUCCCCCAGAGGUGACAAAACCACCGCCUCCUCAUCUGAGAGACAAGCUACGGAAGUACCGUAGAAUACUUUUCUUAACAGGGCCAGCUGGUGCAGGCAAGACGACAACUUUAAAACUGCUGGCUCAGCAGAUGGACGUUGACGUGGAUGAAUGGGGUGAAGGCGUAGAGGAGUGGGGCAUAGGUACUGUGGGAGGUGGCGGAUUUGUGCUGACAAGAGACACAGAGAGAGAAUCGUCGAUAUCCAAAUUUGCUUCAUUCAUAGAUCGUGACACCUCGUCUCUAUCCCUCUCAAGCUCCCGUACAGCCACUCCCCAAAAGAAGGCGAGGGCGCGUAUCAUCCUCCUCACUGCUCUACCAAACUUGUCGCAUCCCAAAACCAUGGAAGGCUUUCACGCCUCGCUCCUCCGAUUUUGUCAAAGGUUCUCGACAAACUCCUGCCCAAUGGUUAUAAUACACAGUGAUGCAGGACAAUCCGGAAGAGCGGAGGAUAGCUGGAUGGAUGCCAGUCGGGACAGGGGUGGACGUGAGAGAGGUCUAGAAAUAUUGGGCAAGGGUAUCAAGGAUGGGGCUUGGUGUCAGGAGAUCGACUUCAUCCCUAUAGCACCAACUUUCAUGUUCAAGGCCCUUUUCCGUAUCCUUACGUUAUCCCCUCUACCGACCGCUUCACACCCCGCCAAAGCCACUCUUCAACUCAUCUGUCAAUCGUCCAACGGCGACCUUCGCGCGGCUAUCAACUCGCUGCAAAUGCUCUGCGGCGGAAGAGGCAAAAUCGCAAACGGGCGCGGAGCGGCGAGGGGUAAAGGAAAGGGUCGAGGACAGAAGGACGAAGGACAUGUCCUACGAGCGGUGCUGGAUGCGGUCACGAGGAAGGAGCAAUCGUUAAACUUGUUCCAUGCUUUAGGAAAGGUGUUUUACAACAAACGUCUGGGCGAUCCAAAUCAACAAGAAGAUGAGAACCAAGAAACCCUCGAGAUGAUUCGUCAACUUCCCAAAGAUGAUGACCUCCCAUCGCAUUUGAAAGAGUUCACCCGCCGCAAAUCACUAGUUCAAAUGGAGACUUUUAUCCCCUCCAUACCCCUUGACGCAUCGUCUUUUGCGCUAUGGGUCCACCAGUCGCUUCCUUCUUUUUGCGAAGAGAUAGAGCAGGUGUCACAAGGUCUGGACUACCUUGUAGAGAGCGACGCUAUGAGGACGGAUGAUGACAUUUGGCAAUCCCAACCUCAAACGAUUCAAUACGCCCUACAACUCACUCUCCGAGGCGCUGCCAUGUCCCUCCCAUCCCCAGUCCCGCGCGGCAAAGCCGCUCAUCACAAGGUAGUCAAACCGACCUUCUUUUCGGAAUGGAAGAAGGAGCGAGAAAGCCUGGGUGCGUUGGAGAGUGCGGGGAGAUAUUUGGAAAGGCGGGGUGUGAAGGCGUCCAAUGGGGCUGUAGGAGGGACAUGGGGAGGUCUGCUGAGCAGGAAAGAGAUGAUCUGUGAGAUGGUGCCGGUGCUGAUCAAGAUUCAAAACCUCUCUGGUCAACCUCUCCUACCAGUAUCGGCUCAGCCAGCCACACUUCCGAAUUGGACACCUGUCCGCACAUCGGCCGCAAGUAGCCAAAGUAGCCAGAGCAGGUUCACCCAGUCGGCUGAUGAACUCACCGCAAAGUCGGAACUUGCGAUAGAGGAUGAGUCAUUGGAAGGCGUUUUGGGAGACUGGGACGAAGUGCCUGGGCAUGUAGUCAACGAGGAGGAAGUUACAGGGGGAGAAGAACCAAAGCAAGGUAUAUGGGAUGAUGAAGGCAUCCGAAAUGAAGGGGAAGAAGAAGCCCAGUUCAUUGAAGACGAUGACAUCGUCGACGAUUGGGAUUAG